AUGGCGUACAACGAUGAUGCUGUCCUGGCGCGGUUGUCAGCGCUCAAUGAGAGCCACGACAGUAUCGCGACUGCGGCUCAAUGGAUCAUGUUCCAUCGGCGUCACGCCGACCGCACGGUACAGCUCUGGAUGCAGCGUUUGAAGGACUCGUCGUCCACAAAACGGCUCAUGCUCAUAUAUCUUGCGAAUGAGGUUGCUCAACAGUCGCGCAUCCGCCACAAAGAGGACUUCAUUAUCGCAUUCUCCCCGGCCAUUGCGGAGGCUGUGUCAGUCGCUUACAAAGGAGCUCCGACAGAGAUUCAGUCGAAAAUCCGUCGUGUGGUAGAUGUCUGGAGGGAUCGAAACAUUUUUGAAUCUUCAAUUCAGAAGGCCAUGGACUCACGCCUCGAAGAGCUCGACAAGGCUAGAGGGGGUUCGAAAAUUGGGUUCGGUGGUAGUCCUUUCGGGUCUGCUGCCGCCAACAUCCCCUCAGAGUUCACGCCUCUCAUCUCUGCACAUCAAUCCGUUUCAAAGCUCUCUACUCCGCUGAAGAGCACGAUCGCCUCGGCUGAUCAGGAAUACGAGAAGCAGACUGACACAUCAACACCGGCACCCUCUGCACCAGUCUAUGCGGCUCGUCUGAACGGUCUCUUGAGGACUUUGGCCAACGCUGAGAACGCUGUGGCCGACUGCGUCAAAGCGAGAGAGAGCUUAGUAUCCGGACUGGAGAAGCUCUUGGAGUCUCACCGCGCGGCACUAGAGAGCGACCGCCAGUGCGCUGAUAAGUUCGGCAAGCGAAAACGCGAGACUGAAGAGAAGAAGCGGCAGGUCGAGUUCGGCAUUAUGCAGGCUCUGGGAUCAGUUGAUCAGAACGGCGCGGGCGCAGAGGACUCUGGGCACCACAAGCAGGACGAGGAGAGGCCCCAGAUGGAGGCGUUGACACCAGAAAUGGAGGCGUUCACUCCUCCUUCGGGCGACGUUCCGCCAAUGGAAGCGCUUCCCCCAACAACAACUGAAGAACAGUUUGUGGGCAGCUCCGGAGCAGAGGUGCUCUCCAACGCAGCAUCCUCGUACCAGACCCUCCCCAUCUCCACCAAUGGCUCGAAUAAGAGGCGCCGCGUGGACGAAGGCGAAGAUAUACCAGAUGUUGGAGGAGACGAUGCCAUUGAUGCGGAUGUUGCGGCCAUGCUGCAAGAAGGAUCUCAAGCAAUAUCCUGCUCUCCAAUCGUCUCGCCUGCGCUGUCAAGACCGGAAAUCUCCACGCGGUCGAUCUAUUCGUCAUCGACUCCUUCACGCAGCUUCACAGUGGGCAUUUUCACCCCACGAACGAGAUACACGUCGGGCUCCGUGAUAUGGCGCGUCAGCGCAGCUUCUCGCGCGUUCUCGAAUGCUCCGCGGAGGAAGCAAGAGCUUCAGCGCAAGGUAGAGGAGCAGUCCCAACGAAAAGCUGAAGAGGAGGCGGAGGAGGAGUUCGAUUUCCAGAAGAGCGAGAAGGCGAGCAAGGCGGCGCAGGUCAAUCUGCGCGCGAAGCUGUCAAGAGAAGGCAAGGGGCAAAGCAAAGCAGGACUCGGCGAGAUCUGGCGCCUGAUCAAGGUUGCCAAGCCAGAGAUUCGAUGGUUGGGAAUCGCCUUUGUUUUCCUGGUCAUCUCGUCCAGCGUGACCAUGUCUAUCCCUUUCUCUGUCGGCCGCAUCCUGGACAUUUCUACGAAGGGCGACGUGGAGGACAUCCGACUCUUCGGGUUGACCCUGAAUCAGUUCUUUUUUGGUCUCGGCUCGAUCUUGACUUUGGGCGCCAUGGCUAACUACGGGCGUGUCGUGCUGCUGCGCAUCGUGGGCGAGCGCGUCGUUGCGAGGCUUCGCUCCCAGCUCUACAGAAGGACCUACGUGCAAGAUGCCGAGUUCUUCGACGCCAACCGUGUCGGAGACCUCAUUUCGCGACUGAGCUCCGACACCGUAAUUGUGGGCAAGUCCGUUACGCAGAACCUCAGUGACGGUCUGCGCGCCCUAUUCAGCGGCGGCGCCGGCUUCGCCAUCAUGGUCUGGACGAGCCCGAAGCUGACGGGUCUUCUGCUGCUCAUGUUCCCGCCUGUUGCGAUUGGUGCAUUCUUCUAUGGAAGGGCCAUCCGAAACAUCAGCCGCUCUAUCCAGAAGAACUUGGGUACGCUCACUAAGAUUGCCGAGGAGCGACUGGGUAACGUCAAGACGAGCCAGGCUUUUGUGGGAGAACGACAAGAGAUCGGUCGCUACAACCACCAGAUUCGCAAAAUCUUUGCGCUCGGUCGCCGCGAGUCCCUCGUCGCGGCCACCUUCUUCGCUACCACUGGUUGGGCGGGCAACAUGACUAUUCUAGCUAUGCUGGUGGUUGGAGGUAGCUUCGUCCGGACUGGCAGUAUGUCUCUCGGUGAUCUAACCUCCUUCAUGAUGUACACGGCCUUUGCGGGAUCAAGUUUGUUUGGGCUGUCCGGCUUCUACUCCGAGUUGAUGAAGGGUGUGGGUGCCGCCAGCCGCCUGUUCGAACUGCAAGACCGGAGACCAGGGAUCCCUCAGACCAUAGGCAUGCCUGUCAAGUCUGCGCAAGGGCCGAUCAAAUUCUCGAACGUUUCCUUUGCAUACCCAACGCGCCCUGCCGUUAAUAUCUUCAAUGGCCUGGACUUUGAGAUCCCCUCGGGCAGCAAUGUUUGCGUGGUCGGCCCCUCAGGCGGUGGCAAGUCGACCGUCGCGUCGCUGCUCUUGCGGUUCUACAACCCGACAUCUGGUACGAUUACUAUCAACGGCAGGGACAUUUCAACCAUGAAUGUCAAGUCACUUCGAAGGAGGAUCGGAAUGGUCUCGCAAGAGCCCGUGCUCUUUUCGGGCACGAUUGCCGAGAACAUCGGCUACGGUAAGCCCGAAGCGAGCCGCUCGGAGAUCGUAGCGGCCGCGCGGAGGGCAAACUGCAACUUUAUCAGUGAUCUUCCCGAUGGUCUGGAGACUCAAGUCGGUGCCAGGGGCUCCCAGCUGUCUGGUGGACAGAAGCAGCGCAUUGCUAUUGCGCGCGCCCUGUUGAAGGAUCCGGAUAUCCUGAUCCUUGACGAGGCCACAUCGGCACUUGAUGCUGAAUCGGAGACACUCGUCAACGAAGCCCUCGCUCGCCUGCUCCGCGGGCACAACACCACCAUCUCCAUCGCGCAUCGUCUCUCCACCAUCAAGAGAUCUGACCAGAUCAUCGUCCUGAACAGCGAGGGCACUGUCGCCGAGAUUGGCAACUACUCCCACCUCGCCGCCGAUCCCAAGAGCGCCUUUAGCAAGUUGAUGGAGUGGCAGAUGAGCGGAGGCGACAUUCCCGAGCCGAGAAACAACGACGCAAAAUCGCAUAUCACUGAGGCCGAGGAGAUGGAGAUCGAGGAAGAGGCACAAGAAGCGCUUGAAGAAGAGAAUACUUCCGAGAAGGAAGGAGUUAAAGAGGAGACUCGGCGAUGA
This is a messenger RNA of Emericellopsis cladophorae, 3438 nucleotides long. RefSeq lists its product as uncharacterized. Gene Ontology annotation, biological process: mRNA 3'-end processing; transmembrane transport. The record is from RefSeq and is a predicted model, not a curated record. Gene Ontology annotation, cellular component: membrane. Bases 1 to 3438 code for a protein of 1145 amino acids. Gene Ontology annotation, molecular function: ATP hydrolysis activity; ATP binding; RNA polymerase II C-terminal domain binding. The transcript is spliced from 3 exons. NCBI's taxonomy places the organism in Eukaryota, Fungi, Ascomycota, Sordariomycetes, Hypocreales, Bionectriaceae.